UCCAAAGGUUGAGGAAGUGAACACCAGCCAGUCGGUGGGUUGUCUAUAAAGAGACCGUCUCUGUGUGUGUCGCUAGAUAGGAAGGCGACUCACGGGACCGAACAGAAGCUUGACCUCUGCUAACAAGGGAGAGUUAGAAAAUGGGGAAGCAUGUGAUCUCUUCCGUUGUGUGGCUGCUUCUUCUAUGGCUCAGCGUCUCUUGUUCUGCGAUCCAAGAGGGAGAUUUGAGGCUGGUGGGUGGCCAGCUGCUGUCCGAGGGCAGGGUGGAGAUAUACCACGACGGGCAAUGGGGGACCGUGUGCGACGACAGCUGGGACGUGGCUGAGGCACAGGUGGUGUGCCGGCAGCUCCGCUACCCUGGAGCCCUCUCCGCCACCCAAGGAGGAAAGUACGGUCAAGGGUCUGGCCCUAUCUGGCUGGAUGACUUGGGCUGUCUGGGCACAGAGAGUCGGCUGUCUGGCUGCAGGUUCAAAGGCUGGGGAGUCACCGACUGCUCCCACGGUGAAGAUGCGGGUGUGGUGUGUGAGAGAAACUUGCUACAGGAAAACAAGCAGGUGUACACCCUGGAUGACAUCUCCAGCCUGAGAGAAGACCUGGAGAGGCUCUUCAACAAUGGGCAGGACUGUGACCUCAACGUCACUGUGCAGAGCCCUGACCGAGGAGAGAGCUUCUGUCUCCACAGACUGGUGCUUUCUAUGAGCCACGAAUCCUCCACCAUCAUGUUCCUCCAGGACCUGGACACUAUCAACAUUAAUGUCACACAGGCCUGCCAACCCUAUGUCUCUAAGUUCUUGAGAUACCUGUAUACACGCAAGAUCGACAUCACCAUUUCGUCCGUCAAGUGCAUCCACCAGCUGGCCACCGACUUCAGGGUGAAGUCGCUUCAAGAGGGAGCUGGGAGGCUCUUUUCGUGGCUGCUGCCCGGAGACCCCACCUUCAAGUCCCAGGUCGUCUUGUACGAAUACGCGGUGCAGGCCGCGGACAGGGUCCUGCAGGAGACCUGCAUGCAGUUCCUGGCUUGGAACUGUGAGGCGCUGAUCGACUCGCCCGCAUGGAGCGAUCUGUCUCAGAACGCAAUGUCCGUCUUGAUGUCCCGCUCUGACGUGGUGGUGCCGGACGAGGCCUUCCUUCUGAAGGGCCUUGAGAGCUGGAUCUUGGCCCAGCAUGGUGAUGACAACGUAGAGUGGCUUGAGUCCUUGCUAGGCCUUGUCCGCUUUCCCAUGAUCCCUGCUGAAAAGCUGUAUGACCUUCAGUUCAUCUCAGACCUCUACCCUCGCCAUAAGGAGCUGUACCGUGAAGGGAUGCUGCGAGGCUUCCAGUUCAACACUGUGCCCUUCCACAAGCUGAAGGAUUACAGUAAUAUCAGUAAAGCUGAAUAUACUCCCAGGAUCUACACGGGCAGCCCAUGGAGCCUUGUAGUCAACGUCAGCAAUGUUCCAAGCAGCUACCAAUACAACUACCAAUACGGCUACCGUGGCUACAACAGCAGAGCCAGAUCCUUUGAGACCCCACUUCACAACAGCCUGUUGUUCCACUCUGAAAAGAUCGGCUGGUCCACCGACAUUUUCCUAAACAAUCAAGAAUGCCAGAACCGCGGCCUUCGGUGUGAGUAUGUGCCCGCAGCAUGGAUGGGUCCAGAUAGAUUCCUCCAGUACCAGAAUAUCACUCGCUUUAGCAACAAACUACUGUUGAAUUGUGAAGGCAGUUACAUCUUCCAGAUCCAGGAUUUCAAGAAUAACCUGGCUCUGGUACCGUCCAACAGCACCAUGGGCCAAAGCUACCCAUGUGACUCAGGGGACUACAAGUACCAUUUUGUAGUCCAGCCACAGUAUGAACUAUGAAUCACGGCUCCAUUUUAAGGUCUCUCAAUUAGACACUUUACUAUUGCCUUUUUCUAACUGGUAACUUAAAUCAAGUGUGAAAGCCAAUCAGUAUUACUUUGCUGGUUAACAACAUUACGAUUAAUUAUUAUUAACCAAUUGUGAUUCUUCUCUUGUAUCAUUGUGUCAAGAUUAUUAUGGCAUUCUGUUUAAAAAAAUGUCCUUGAUUAAUGUCCAGCCACAUUGAUAAACCGCCUGAAUUCACA
Messenger RNA from Brienomyrus brachyistius, 2086 nucleotides. Its product is annotated as galectin-3-binding protein A-like. The record is from RefSeq and is a predicted model, not a curated record. Bases 141 to 1841 code for a protein of 566 amino acids. Gene Ontology annotation, molecular function: protein binding. NCBI's taxonomy places the organism in Eukaryota, Metazoa, Chordata, Actinopteri, Osteoglossiformes, Mormyridae. Gene Ontology annotation, cellular component: membrane. The transcript is spliced from 6 exons.